This is a messenger RNA of Dendrobium catenatum, 2634 nucleotides long. Its product is annotated as zinc finger CCCH domain-containing protein 22. Gene Ontology annotation, molecular function: metal ion binding; RNA binding. The record is from RefSeq and is a predicted model, not a curated record. The transcript has 9 exons. Bases 435 to 2000 code for a protein of 521 amino acids. Lineage: Eukaryota; Viridiplantae; Streptophyta; Magnoliopsida; Asparagales; Orchidaceae.
UUAAGCUAAAAGGAAUGCAGCACUAGAGAGAGAGAGAGAGAGAGAGAGCGGUAAAGCUUGGCAUUGACUCGAGGGAGAGAGAGUGAAAGGAGAGAGAAACAAGAAGCGAGGCGAGGGUUCAGGUAGAGAGGAACGUGACCUAUUUGAAGAGAUCCAGAUCUAGCUACACUCUCCCACUCUCUCUCUCUCUCCUUCUUCGCUCUGCUUCUCCGCCGGAGGAGAAUAGAGAGAGUAAGAAUCGAUGCAGAGGAAUGAAGAAGGCUUGUCAGUUUAGAUGGACUUUCAGUGAGCGGAUGAGUAGAUAGACGCAGCUGUUUAAUUAAACUAGGCAGCUCUUUUUCUUUAUCGUCUUCGCAGGGCUUUCUUUCUCUCUGCUCUUAUAGAUAAAAGCAAGAGGAACGAUAAAGGAGCAACCUUUAGCUUCUCUUUUGGCCAUGGAUGCAUACGAAGCAACCAAAAUCGUUUUUUCCAGAAUACAGAACUUGGAUCCAGAGAACGCCGCCAAGAUCAUGGGACUUCUGUUAAUCCAAGACCAUGGAGAGAAGGAGAUGAUCCGCUUAGCUUUCGGUCCGGAAUCUCUUCUCCAGUCCCUCGUUUUCAAAGCACACAAAGACCUCGGCCUACUAGCUCGGCCGCAGCCGCUCGCCAUCCCUUCCCCUUCCUUGUGGUCGACGCCCUCAGCCGGCGAUGAACUAAUCGACGAGCUCCAGCUCCAAGCAGGCGAAGACAUGGGGUGGGCCCAGCGCUGCUUUGCCGCUGACCCGUGGAAGCCCUGUCUCUACUUCGCGAGAGGAUACUGCAAGAACGGCACUAGCUGUCGCUUUCUUCAUGACGAGCCAGCUGCCGCCGUGGUUGACCGGUCGAAGAGCUUGCGGUUUAUGAACUCUGGUUCGACCGCCUUUCCUUACUCGCCGACUGGGCCUUUGCCGCCGUCGCCGAAAUGCAUGAAUAUAAACUUCCUGCUUCAGCAGCAGCGGAGCGAGAGCCAAAGGGCGGCGGCUGCCGCCGCCGCAGCGGCAGCGCUGAUGCUCGGAGGAGAAGACCCACAGAAGUUCAUAGGCCGGCCGAGAAUAGAAGGGAAUGAUUUUUCCGGCAUCGUAAACCCUGUCUCAAGACAGAUUUACUUAACCUUCCCGGCGGACAGCACUUUCCGGGAGGAAGACGUCUCCAACUACUUCAGCAUCUUUGGACCAGUGCAGGAUGUGAGGAUCCCAUAUCAGCAGAAGAGAAUGUUUGGGUUCGUCACCUUCCUUUACCCUGAGACCGUGAAACUAAUCCUCUCAAAGGGCAAUCCUCACUUCGUCUGCGACGCUCGAGUUCUUGUCAAACCCUAUAAAGAGAAGGGAAAAGUCCCAGACAAGUACAGGAAGCAGCACGGGGAUAGGGGAGAUUUUUCUGGUUGCACAACUCCAACUGGGCUGGAUUCCAGAGACCCAUUUGACCUUCAGCAACUCGGGGCAAGAAUGCUUUACUCGAGCGGCAACCAGGAUAUUCUUCUUCGUAGGAAGCUUGAAGAACAGAGAGAGCUUCAGCAAGCUAUCGAGCUUCAGCACAGGCGGUUCAUGGGUCUCCAGCUUCUUGAUCUCAAGCGGAACAAUAUGACUUCAACGUUUACGAUCAAAACCACUUUAGAAGAUGAUAAAAGCUCGGUGCUUGGGGUUGUUGCUGCUCGUGCAGACAAAGAGGAGGCGAGUCCCAAAGAAGAUGGAGAUUUCCAAGAAAGAGCGGAGCAUAAUCUCCCUGACAAUCCAUUCGCAUCGCCGACAAAGUUGGCCUUGGCCGCCGCCGCCGCCGCCGGCGACUACUCUUCUUUGGUCUCAGAAGCAGACGCCGGUGGUGCGACUGCUUCCUCUUCUGCUUCCUCUUCUGCUUCCUCGUCUUCUCUGUUUGCCUCCACUUUACUGCCUGCAACUUCUACUUUGGAGAGCAUGGCUUCUUUCAAAUCUUGUUUUUUCCAGAUGCCGAGGCUCUCCUCCGGCCCUGGAGCAGUUGGCCUCUAACGCAUGGAAGCUAGUUCUUCUCCCAAUCAAAGGAAAAAAACUGGCACAUCUAGGAAAAGAGAAUAGUUAGCAAGCUGUUUCCUUUAUUUCUUUUCAAAGUUUUAAUUUUUAUAGCAUUUUACUUUGGAGUGAAAAAGCCAUAACAGAGAAUGAUGGAGGAAGGAGAAAUGGAAGAUAAAGAUGGUGGAAAAGGAUAAGAAAAACUAAAAAUAUCAGUGACGAAGACAUUGAUCAAUCAAUCAGAGGCUUCUCCAAUGAAUCAUACGGCUGUGAAUGCCAUUAGAAGUAGAUCAGUACAGCUGAAUAGUGAGUACAGAAAUCCACACAGAAGAAGAAACAAGACAGAGAGAGAGAGAGAGAGAAAGAUUUAAGCUGAGGGCCUGAGGCUAAGAAUGGAUAAGAUCAGAGUUGCAGAAGAACUAACGUAGAACAGCUUCUCUCCUCUCUUCCUUCUUACUCGUUUAUUUAACCUUUAGUCUCUUUUUAUGUUUGUAUUUCCUCUGUAGGAAUUGAAAUCCAUAAAAUACUUAGAAGAAAGGAGUCAUAAGAAAUCAGGAAGUGGAAGAACUGCUCUUACUGUAACUAAUCAAAAUUUAAAGAAGAGAUAUAACAAAUGAAGCUCUUUUAUGAUAAA